GAGAAACAAUAAUGUACAGCCACAGAGCUGAAUGACGACCGCACACCCUCGUCUGCCACCGUCAUGACCACCUUCACCAUCCUGCUGAUCGAUAAAAAUGACAAUCCGCCCAGGUUUAACAGCUCUGAAUAUCGCGUCCUGAUCACAGAGCUGGCGCAGGUCGGCUUCGCUCUGCCUCUGUACAUACAGGUCGAAGACAAAGACGAGGGGGUGAACAGCAUGUUUCAGGUGGUCCUGACAGGAAAUAACUCUGAGCACUUCAGCAUCUCUCCCACCUCAGUGCAGGGCAGAGCAGACCUCCGUGUGCGUGUGGCCAUCCCGCUGGACUACGAAACCAUCAGGAGCUACAGAUUUUCUUUGAGGAAGUUCAACCUGCCACAAGAGCUGCUCACACAUUUCAAUUCAGCCAUCAUUGAGUCUGUCCUGUGA
Sinocyclocheilus grahami is the source of this 429-nucleotide messenger RNA. RefSeq names its product cadherin-23-like. Gene Ontology annotation, cellular component: plasma membrane. The record is from RefSeq and is a predicted model, not a curated record. The transcript is spliced from 4 exons. Gene Ontology annotation, biological process: homophilic cell-cell adhesion. Gene Ontology annotation, molecular function: calcium ion binding. Bases 64 to 429 code for a protein of 121 amino acids. NCBI's taxonomy places the organism in Eukaryota, Metazoa, Chordata, Actinopteri, Cypriniformes, Cyprinidae.